AUGGAGGACCAUAAGCCUUACAGAGUCACAUUGCGAACUCAUUCUCGCGACAUUCCUUCGCCCGACGGAGAGAUUUCUCCUCAUUCGGCGAAAUUAUGCUUCAUGGAAAAGCAUAACGAUCGUGUGGCCAUCGCCGAGGCAGUCACCGUUGCUGCUCGCUCAAAUGUCAGCGUUAUCUUUGGGGGUCGUACACACGAGCAUAAGUCUGAAGGGUUCGACCUUCAGGCCCUGAAACUACCCGGGAGCCAAAUCCGCAUGAUCAAAGCAAUUGCUAGUGUAUCCAAGAAAACAAUCUUUAUUAUACACUAUGGAAAUCCCAUUAAUGUCUCUCCAUGA
Messenger RNA from Penicillium hordei, 336 nucleotides. RefSeq names its product glycoside hydrolase family 3 protein. The transcript has a single exon. Bases 1 to 336 code for a protein of 111 amino acids. Lineage: Eukaryota; Fungi; Ascomycota; Eurotiomycetes; Eurotiales; Aspergillaceae. The record is from RefSeq and is a predicted model, not a curated record. Gene Ontology annotation, molecular function: hydrolase activity, hydrolyzing O-glycosyl compounds. Gene Ontology annotation, biological process: carbohydrate metabolic process.